Engraulis encrasicolus (European anchovy) is the source of this 3081-nucleotide messenger RNA. RefSeq names its product protein crumbs homolog 1-like. The transcript is spliced from 8 exons. The record is from RefSeq and is a predicted model, not a curated record. Bases 1 to 3081 code for a protein of 1026 amino acids. Gene Ontology annotation, biological process: Notch signaling pathway. NCBI's taxonomy places the organism in Eukaryota, Metazoa, Chordata, Actinopteri, Clupeiformes, Engraulidae. Gene Ontology annotation, molecular function: calcium ion binding; Notch binding.
AUGUGGAAAUAUUCCUUGUGGAUCGUCCUAUUACUUAAGACAGGUUCCGUAUGUCUGGAGAUCAUCAAUGGGUGUGAUUUCGAGCCCUGCCAAAAUGGAGGCUCCUGUGAAGAUCUUGAGGGAAACUACACUUGCCACUGUUCAAAGGACAGCCUAAAUGGCCAACUUUUUGGAGGGGUGAACUGUACAGUGCUUCUGAUUGGAUGCCGGGGUCACAGGUGCCAGAAUGGAGGCAUAUGCUCCCCUUUUCUCAUCAAUGGACGGCACCGAUAUUCAUGUGCUUGUCCUCAGGGAUUUGCUGGUCCCAAAUGCAGGACUUCCUCCACUUUCUCCUUUGAGACGGAUGGCUACCUCCAUAUCACUCCCCCUCCGACAAAUAGUGAGGAUCCCCUGAACAUUACCUUGAACUUUCGCACAGACCAGACUGCUGGUACAAUCCUGCAGAGGAGAGUAGAGAACUUGUUGCUUACAGUGGAGCUGAUUGAUGGGCAGCUACGUCACACCCUGCAGUGGGCCCAGAGCCCCGGCCGUGUCCUUCAGGAGGUCGUGGCGGACGGGAUGUUGGCAGACGGAAGAUGGUACAAACUGGAGGCCUUGCUCCAGGGCGACGUGCUGGACCUAACGCUGCAUUGUGGGAAAGGUGGCGACUGCCCCGAGAUCAAGAGGUUGCCCCCAAGACCAGCUGGACAGCUGUCAUCCUCAGAGAUGGGGUCGGGCUUCCUCGAGACCAGCGCUGCCGCUGGUAAUGACAGCAUCUUUAUUGGGGGGACGCGAGGCGGCGGUGGUGGUGGGGCCGCCACACACUUCAUUGGCUGCAUUAAAGAAGUUCACGUGGAGUCUAAGUUGGUGGUGCCCGGGCAUGGGAUUGCGGCGAAAGCUGAACAGGUGAACGUGACAGCGGGCUGCAGCGAUCGGGACAAGUGUGAGGACGGGCCAUGCCAGAACAGGGGGAGGUGCAUCAGCCAGGGCUGGAUGAGGUACUCGUGCGAGUGCCAUCGGCCAUACGAGGGAGACAACUGCCAAGAGGAGUACGUCACCGCACGUUUUGGGAACGAAAACGCGGAGAGCUAUGCUUCCUUCCUGGUGGAGGACGACCCCAGUGAGACUGUUGCACUGUCGCUGUUUAUCCGCACGAGGAGGCCACAAGGCCUGCUACUGGUCCUGGCCAACAGCACCAGCCAGUACGUACGCAUCUGGCUGGACGAAGGCCGGGUCAAAGUUCAGAUCAACAACUUCGAGACCUUGGCCAGCCACGGCGUUGUGAGCGACGGCAAGUUUCACCUGGUGAGUGUGAAAGUAGAGCAAGGGAGGGUGGCUCUCUUCCUGUCGGCCAGGAGCCAGGGCAACAUCCCCGUUCGGAACAUUAUGGUGCAGACCGGAGACGUGCUGUAUGUGGGAGGACUGCCGGAUCGACGGGCCUCCAUGGCUUUCGGAGGGUACUUGAAAGGCUGCAUCCAGGACCUGCGCAUGUCGUCGAAGCGCCUGCAGUUUUUCCCCAUCGGCACUGCGGUCAGCUCGUACGCCCAGGAGAAGCUGGUGGAGGUCACACACGGCUGUGCCAGCGACAACUCCUGCAGUGUAAACCCAUGCUUGAAUGGCGGAGUGUGCUACUCCAUCUGGGAUGACUUUGCAUGUAACUGCCCUCCCAAUACAGCCGGCCAGCGCUGUGAGAAGGUGAUGUGGUGCGAGCUCUCCCCUUGCCCCUCAGCCGCCACGUGCAUGCCAGACGGUGACGGCUUCCAAUGUGUUUCCAAUGCGACGUUCUGGGAGAACAGCACCAUUCUGGCCUACAAGGGAAACGGGAAGAUCGAGCGCCCCCUGGUGGGCGUGUCCCUCCACCUGCGGACCAGGGCCACCGACGGCACCCUGCUGUACGCCGAGAGCGGCAGCAAGUUCAUCUCCAUCUCGGUCCAGGACUCCCGCCUGGUGCUGGAGCUGGAGGGGGUGGGGCUGCCAACGAGGCUGAGUCUGGAGAGUGGCGUGGAGGUCAGUGACGGGCGCUGGCACUCGGCGGAGCUCAUCAUGCAGGAGCCCAUGAGUCUGGCGUCCCCCUGGGCCAUGGUGCUGGACGGGAACAUGGAGACCGCCGUAGUGUCGGACGCCGGCUCUGGAAAUUUGGAUUUCCUGAAGAGCGGAGUGGAUAUUCUGGUUGGGGGACUUGGAGGGCUCCCUGCAGCAGCAGCCGGUAAGAACUUGGUGGGCUGUCUCGGCCCCUUGGAGAUCAGCGGGCUGCUGCUGCCGUUCUACACUGACGCGGAGAUCAACCUGCACCGGCCCCAGGACGAGCAAUUCCUGCGCGUCUCCGCCGCCCCCUCGUUUGGCUGCCGGGGCGCCGGCGUCUGCCACCCCGAACCCUGCCAGAACGGGGGCACGUGCACAGACGUCUUCAACAAGUUUCAGUGCAGUUGCCCCCUAGGCCUCGGUGGGCUGCGCUGUGAGCAUGCGGUGGAUGCGUGUGCGUCUGAACCCUGUCUCCAUGGCAACUGCAGCUCUAAGCCGAUGGGGUUUGAGUGUGUGUGCGAGCCUGGUUUUCGGGGCAGGCUCUGUGAGGCUCCGGAUGACGUGUGUGCUGGUAACGAGUGUGGCUACGGAGCCACCUGCCUCAGAGGACUCAGACGCUACGCCUGCCUCUGCCCACGCAACGCCACAGGUGCCCUUUGCAGACAAAAGGUUCCUGAACUCCCAUGGUACAUUGACAGGAUCCCAUACCCUAAACUGCCAACGUCGAUCUGUGGGACCAAUAAGCUGAAUUAUAGCUGCUUUAAUGGUGGAAACUGCUCAAGAACUGAUGAGGCUUGUAUCUGUAUGCCUGGCUUUACAGGACAAUGGUGUGAGCAGGACGUGGAUGAGUGUGCCUCUGACCCCUGUCAGAACGGAGGGUACUGUCGCAACCUCAUAAACCGCUUCCAGUGUGUAUGUGAAAUGAGCUUUUCCGGUGAAUUCUGCCAAAUCGACGUCAGUGAUUUCUACGCUUAUGUGUUCCUGCUGUUGUGGCAGAACAUCUUUCAACUCCUUUCGUAUCUUAUCAUUCGUCUGGAUGAUGAUGACCCUGAGAUUGAGUGGGACAUGGGCGAGUUGUGA